This is a messenger RNA of Oryctolagus cuniculus (rabbit), 2301 nucleotides long. It is a transcript of the gene MRPL47, whose product is annotated as mitochondrial ribosomal protein L47. Gene Ontology annotation, cellular component: mitochondrial ribosome; mitochondrial large ribosomal subunit. Gene Ontology annotation, molecular function: structural constituent of ribosome. NCBI's taxonomy places the organism in Eukaryota, Metazoa, Chordata, Mammalia, Lagomorpha, Leporidae. Gene Ontology annotation, biological process: mitochondrial translation. The record is from RefSeq and is a predicted model, not a curated record.
GGAAGUGACGCCACGGUCGGCGGAAACGCAGUUUCCUUAGUUACGCGAAAAAAUGGCAGCGGCGAGUUUGGGCCGCCUUUGCAGGAGAUUCUCGGCUGCUUUAAAUUCUUUCAGGUGCUCAGUGAUUCCUGAGGCCGCUGCUAGCCCAGGUUGCAGGUUUUCACUUAGUUUGUUGCCUAGAAAUACACAAAAUGCCACAUCCUUUACCCAGUGUAGAUCACUUCAUACCACAUUGUCAAGGAAAGGACUGGAAGAAUUUUUUGAUGACCCAAAGAACUGGGGGGAAGAAAAAGUGAAAUCUGGUGCUUCAUGGACUUGUCAGCAGUUAAGGAACAAAAGCAAUGAAGAUUUACAUAAACUUUGGUAUGUCCUCCUGAAAGAAAGAAACAUGCUGCUGACUCUAGAGCAGGAGGCCAAGCGGCAGAGAUUGCCAAUGCCGAGUCCCGAGCGGUUAGAAAAGGUCGCGGAGUCCAUGGAUGCCUUAGACAAAGUAGUCCAGGAAAGAGAAGAUGCCCUAAGGCUUCUUCAGACUGGCCAAGAGAAAGCUCGACCUGGUGCCUGGAGAAGAGACAUCUUCGGAAGAAUCAUCUGGCACAAGUUCAAGCAGUGGCCUAUACCAUGGUACCUAAACAAAAGAUACAAUAGGAAACGCUUCUUUGCAAUGCCUUAUGUGGACCGUUUUGUCAGAUUGAGACUUGAGAAACAAAUUCGCAUCACAGUAAGGAAGAAAAAUUUAGAGAAAAAGAAUGUAAAAUUUCUUCAGAAAAAGUUCCCACACUCUGAAGUCCAGAAGUCAAGUCUUGUCCAAGAUGUGAACUCCUGAUUUGCCAUUUUAUUUUUCUUGCGUUAACAGUGUAUAAAGAAUUAAAACUAUGUUUAAGUUCAUAAAUAAACUGUUUUCAGUCAAGUAAAUAUGACAAACUAAUACUGGAAGUGGUCAUGCUGCUAUGUAAUUUUUAAAAAGCAAUUAUACUGGGCCAGCAUUUUGGCACAGAGGAGUAAGCUGCCUCCUGCAAGGCUGGCAUCCCCUGAUGAGCACCAGUUUGAGUUGUAGCUGCUGCACUUCCCAUCCAGCUCCCUGCUAAUGCUCCUGGGACAGCAGUGGGAGAUGGCCCAAUUCCUUGGGCCCCUGCACCCAUGUUGGAGAUCCAGGUCAGAGUUAUAGGCUCCUGGCUUCAGCCUGGCCCAACCCUGGUCAUUGCUGUCAUUUGGAAACUGAACCAGCAGACAAAAGAUCUCUGUAACUCUUUCAAAUAAAAAUAAAUCUCUAAAAAACAAAAAAUCAGGUAUAAAGUCCAGGGUCAGUUUCCUUUUUAUAAAUCUGAUAUCACCUGCUACCUUAAGACUGGAAAUGAUGUUAACUGCCAUAGCAAAGACAACAGGGUAGUGUUUGAAAUUCAGGGACAUUUUUUAAAGCUACUGUUAACAGAAUAUGAAGCAAAAGUGGGUAUUACUGUCAAAACAGGAAGAACUUUCACUCAAAAUAAUGAUACUCAAAGUAACAAGUUACAGGGGCAGGUAUUUGGUACAGCAGUUAAGAUACUACUUGGGACACCACCAUCCCCCGUCAGUGUUCCUGGGUACAAAGGCCUCACUCCACUUUCCUUUCCAGCUUCCUACUGUACCCUAGGGUACACAUGUACUUGGGUCUCUGCCACUCAUGUGGGAGACCUGGAUCUCAAUACAAGCUGCUGACUGAAGCAUGGCCCAGUCCUUUAUUUGGGGAAUAAAUCAGCAGAUGGGAGAUAUUUCUGUCUCUCAAGUAAAAUGAAGUUUAAAAAAUUUUAAAAAGUAGCAAGUCACAAUGCAUAAUAGUACAAAAAAAAUUCUGGAAUGGCUAGUAAUUUUUAUUGAAUUUUGUAAGCCUAAGGUAAAAAGCAUAGGCAGUAACUUUUACUAGUCAAUAAAAAGCAAUUCUACCAAUCCACUGGUAAUUAAUAUACUAAACAGUUGAAAAGCAUUUUACUAAAAGCAAAAUAUUUAGAGAAAAUAGACAUUUAUACAAAAUUAUAAAAUGCUUGUAAUAAGAAUAAGUGCAUUUCAAGGAAAGCACAAACUCAUUUAAUUUAUAGAGCCAGUUAAAGCCUUAAAAAAUUUAAGUGGAAAUUGAAAUAUGCAAAAAUGUAUAAACAUUCUACAAAAGAUGGUCAUUCUUUUCCUGAGUAGACUAAAGCUAUGAAACGUAAGGUGACACCGGAAGGUAAAGGUUUGGGACUCUUUCAAGGGCAUUUCCUUUCUACACACUGCUUCCCUCCUUCUUCAUAUUCUUGCUUGGAAAUCCACAUCUGUUGAAAGGUGCCC